This is a messenger RNA of Pollicipes pollicipes, 3392 nucleotides long. RefSeq lists its product as uncharacterized. The transcript is spliced from 17 exons. Lineage: Eukaryota; Metazoa; Arthropoda; Thecostraca; Pollicipedomorpha; Pollicipedidae. Bases 12 to 3392 code for a protein of 1126 amino acids. The record is from RefSeq and is a predicted model, not a curated record.
GCGGAGCCAAGAUGCGGCUGAUCGCGGCAGCCCUCCUUGUGGUCCUCGUGUCGUCGGCGACGAUACGAAAGCCGCUUCCGUACCCGAGCCGCCAGACCCUCGACGCCGAAAAGAAUGUGCGAGGAGUGCUUGACACGGUCCGCCUGAUCGAGUCACGCAUGCGGAGCCUGAAGACCCAGAAGCAGGACCAAACCGUCAGCCGCCUGCACGGCCUCAUAGCAGCGGCCGAGUGGCAAGCACACACCCUGCUGCAGCAGCACGGGUCGGCUGAGGCGGCCCAAGCUCUGGUGACCGCCGCUCACGAGGCGGCGCAGGGACUGCGCGCUCUUGCCGCAGGCACCACUGAUGUCGAGGCCGGCCUGCACGCCGUGCUCUCCGAAGUGCUCGUUGUGCUGCACCAGCUGGGCGCAGUCCAGGAUGGAGAGCAGCUGGACGUCACCACGCCCAUGUCUUUUCUGGACAAGAUCCUGGAGGAGCUGCAGUCGUUGGUGGACAAGUACUUGCCCAUCCUUGGGCCAAUCAUAGGCCUGACGGAGAAGCAGGCUCUGGAGGCGCGCAAGCAGUUCGACAAGUUCGUGGCGGACGUGGAGGCGCUGGAGCACGGCCAGGUGCCAACAACCGACGGCCUCGAAGCUAUGAUCACUGACAUCCUCGAGAUUCUGAAGAUCCUUGGUAUUGACUACAAUGCGCCUACUGACGAUACGCCGACCGCGCUCGACGGUUUGUUGGCCCAGCUGGAAUCUGCACUGGAUACCGUGCUCGGGCUUUUGGGCCCGAUCCUGGGCCUGACCGACGACCAGAUCAAGGCCGCCGAGCACGGCGACGUCGACGUGGACGGCGGUCUGGAGACCGUGCUGAUGGACCUCGUCAAGAUCCUGCACGAAUUCGGCAUCCAGACCAGCCUUAGUUUCGACGUUCAGGGCACCACGGCUCCGUCGGUCAUCGACUUGAUCUUGGAGGAGCUGAAGCACGUUGUGGACACCUACAUGCCAAUUAUCGGCCCGGCGAUCGGCAUCACCAAAGAAGAGUACGAAUCCAUCAUAACCAACUUCGACAAGUUCGUCGCCGACAUCGAGGGCAUGGAGCACGGCACAAUUGAGAUCGCCGACGGCGUCAUCGACAUCUGCACCGACAUCCUACAUGUUCUAGAGGCCUUCGGAGUGGAUGCCACAGUUCCCUCCACGGACGCUCCGACCACACUCGACGAGGUGCUCUUUUGGCUGGAGGAAGCGCUCAACGCCGUGCUCGACAUCGUCGGCGUCUUCAUGGGGCUCGACUACGACCAGACCAAGCAGGUGGAGGCCGACCUUCACGUGCUGAUGGCUGACAUCCGUGCCCUGGGCGACGGCCAGAUUGACGUGGACGGAGGUCUGGAGGCCAUCCUGCUCGACAUCCUCAAGAUCUUGGGCGACUUUGGCAUACCGACCGACCACCUAGCGUCCAGCGACUCCACCGACCCGACCCCCGUGGAUAAAAUCCUGGAGGAGCUGAGGGCCAUCGUAGACAAGUAUCUGCCGAUCCUGGGACCGAUCAUCGGUCUGACCCAGGAACAGGUUGAUGCGGUCGUCUCCAACUUUGACAAGUUUGUAGCCGACGUCGAGGCUCUGGAGCACGGCACCGUUGACAUCUCCACCGGAAUCGAGAGCAUGGUUACCGACAUCAUUGAGAUCCUGAGGGCUCUGGGCAUAGACCACACCAACCCCACUGACGACACACCGACCGGUCUGGACGGUCUGUUGACAAAGCUGGAGGGUCUUCUGGACAAGCUGCUCGAGUCUCUGGGGCCGGUGUUGGGUCUGACUGAUGACCAGAUUAAGGCUGCUGAGGCUGACAUUGACACGCUCAUCAAGGACAUCGAGUCGGCCGAACACGGACACACCGACAUCGACACCGCGCUAGAGAAGAUCCUGACGGACGUGCUGAAUAUUCUGAAGGACUGCGGAGCUCCUAUUCUUUCCACAGCUGAUCCGAGCCCUAUUGACAAGAUUCUGGAGCAGCUGCAAGCUCUCGUGGACAAGUAUCUACCGAUCCUCGGACCGAUCAUCGGUCUGACCCAGGAACAGGUCGAUGCGGUCGUCUCCAACUUUGACAAGUUUGUAGCCGACGUCGAGGCUCUGGAGCACGGCACCGUUGACAUCUCCACUGGAAUCGAGAGCAUGGUUACCGACAUCAUCGAGAUCCUGAGGGCCCUGGGCAUAGACCACACCAACCCCACUGACGACACACCGACCGGUCUGGACGGUCUGUUGACAAAGCUGGAGGGUCUUCUGGACAAGCUGCUCGAGUCUCUGGGGCCGGUGUUGGGUCUGACUGAUGACCAGAUUAAGGCUGCUGAGGCUGACAUUGACACGCUCAUCAAGGACAUCGAGUCGGCCGAACACGGACACACCGACAUCGACACCGCGCUAGAGAAGAUCCUGACGGACGUGCUGAAUAUUCUGAAGGACUGCGGAGCUCCUAUUCUUUCCACAGCUGAUCCGAGCCCUAUUGACAAGAUUCUGGAGCAGCUGCAAGCUCUCGUGGACAAGUAUCUACCGAUCCUCGGACCGAUCAUCGGUCUGACCCAGGAACAGGUCGAUGCGGUCGUCUCCAACUUUGACAAGUUUGUAGCCGACGUCGAGGCUCUGGAGCACGGCACCGUUGACAUCUCCACUGGAAUCGAGAGCAUGGUUACCGACAUGAUCGAGAUCCUGAAGGCUGACGACACACCGACCGGUCUGGACGGUCUGUUGACAAAGCUGGAGGGUCUUCUGGACAAGCUGCUCGAGUCUCUGGGGCCGGUGUUGGCUGAUCCGAGCCCUAUUGACAAGAUUCUGGAGCAGCUGCAAGCUCUCGUGGACAAGUAUCUACCGAUCCUCGGACCGAUCAUCGGUCUGACCCAGGAACAGGUCGAUGCGGUCGUCUCCAACUUUGACAAGUUUGUAGCCGACGUCGAGGCUCUGGAGCACGGCACCGUUGACAUCUCCACUGGAAUCGAGAGCAUGGUUACCGACAUCAUCGAGAUCCUGAGGGCCCUGGGCAUAGACCACACCAACCCCACUGACGACACACCGACCGGUCUGGACGGUCUGUUGACAAAGCUGGAGGGUCUUCUGGACAAGCUGCUCGAGUCUCUGGGGCCGGUGUUGGCUGAUCCGAGCCCUAUUGACAAGAUUCUGGAGCAGCUGCAAGCUCUCGUGGACAAGUAUCUACCGAUCCUCGGACCGAUCAUCGGUCUGACCCAGGAACAGGUCGAUGCGGUCGUCUCCAACUUUGACAAGUUUGUAGCCGACGUCGAGGCUCUGGAGCACGGCACCGUUGACAUCUCCACUGGAAUCGAGAGCAUGGUUACCGACAUGAUCGAGAUCCUGAAGGCCCUGGGCAUAGACCACACCAACCCCAGUGAGUAUUAA